Messenger RNA from Nelumbo nucifera (sacred lotus), 2088 nucleotides. Its product is annotated as diacylglycerol O-acyltransferase 3-like. NCBI's taxonomy places the organism in Eukaryota, Viridiplantae, Streptophyta, Magnoliopsida, Proteales, Nelumbonaceae. The record is from RefSeq and is a predicted model, not a curated record.
UGUGUCGGCUGAUCUGCACCUGCACGCGGACGCGGACGCGAGCGAUAAUAUGACUCCCCUUUCCAGUCCACAUGGCUCUUUUUUAGCCCUUUAUUCCUCUCCUCAAAGAUCAAGCCGUCCAAAUUCACUCACAAAGUGUGCUCGCGUCGAGAGAACCAUAUGUCUGAGUGUGGAAAACUGCAAACGUCACGCGCCCUUUACAACGAAUAAUAAUCCUCCACGUGUAGAAGCAGUUACUCCACCUUUCCGUUUUCGUUCACUAUUUAAAUUCCAUCCCAACUCCCCAAGUUCCCGGACGUUUCUUCACUGCUGAGAUUUCUUCAAUCUGUAGAUAAAUCAAAAUUACUUGGAGUGGAUUUCAACAUCCCGCAAUGGAGGUCUCCGGUGUGCUCUUCCAGUCCCCUCAGAGCAUUACCGGCGCUGGAUUGGAUUCUCACCCUUCCAAAAUCUGUUUUUCCAGUCUUUCAGUCGGUGCCGGAAAGAGGCUUUCCGGCGAGCUUCGGAUUGUAGGUUCUCGAGAUUCUACCAUCUCUCUAAGGCCCAGAAAGCCUUUGGGAUCUUCGAGUUCUGGGUUUUCGGAUAAUGGGCAUCUGCAGUAUUACGUCUCGCCGAGAUGUGCUAGAAAUAAAAGGGAGAAGGUGAAGAAGAAGGAGAAGGACUCGGAGAUGGCUACGAUAAAGAGGAAGCUAAAGUUGAUUAAAGGGUUAUCUAAGAACUUGUCGAUGUUUUCUCAGAUGGAUUUUCUGGAAUUUGGCGAUGAUUCGGUCAAGGGUGACGAACGAAAGAAGAUCUCGGAUGCAGCUGAGGUUUUAAUGGCGCAACUGGAACACUUGAGAACAGAAGAGGAGGAACUAAAGAGCAAGAAGAAAGAGGAGAAGGCACGGAUGAAAGCAGCAGCAGGUAUGGAAGUCCGGGGUAAAAGCGAAUCAUCCUCAAGCUCCUCCUCUGAAUCAAGUGAUAGUGACUGCGGACAGGUGGUCAGUAUGAGCUCUUUGAGGAAGAGGACGCAAUCAGAGCCACAAAUAACAAUUCAAACAGAAAAACCGAUAAUAAGCCUUGACCUUCCGAUCCAAGAGCAAAGAACCAUGGAUGGGAAUAAUGGAGUUGAGAGUUUGAGCAGUGGAGAAGCAUGGUGUAGCAGCAAAACUGGUAGUUUGAACUCAUCGGGUUGUCGAGAUAAUGGUAGCAGAGCAGAGAAAAUAGAGGUUUGCAUGGGCAGUAAAUGCAAGAAAUCAGGAGCUGGGGCAGUGUUAGAGGAAUUUGAGAGAAGGAUUGACGUAGAGGGUGCUGUUGUGGGAUGCAAGUGCAUGGGUAAGUGCAGAAAUGGUCCUAAUGUGCGGGUUUUCAGUUCAUAUUGCAGCAGUGUGAAGUAUACUAAUACUAGCGAUGAUGUAUCUGUUAGUGUUACAACUCCGGCUAACCACCCUCUUUGCCUUGGAGUGGGCAUAGAGGAUGUUGAUGUAAUUUUGGCCAACUUUCUGAUUUCUGAUGGCAGCAGCAGCUUGAACGUACUCAGCGCUUCCUCUGUAUUUUGAAUUUUGAUUUUGAGAUGGAUUUCGAGCUUUUUAAUUUUUUAUAUUCAUUCUACGAGGUUUUGGCUUUUAUGUGUCAUACAUAGUUUUAUGUUGGAAAAUAUUCAUAUAUGGAAGAAUUGGAAAAAAAAAUCAUACAUUCUAAAUUGAGGAACUGGUUAUCUAUUGCAUUAUUUGCAUAGAAAGAGGCAAAGAACAUGGUUUUAUUUUACUAGACUCGACUUAACAUGGUGUCCAGCAGUAAGAAGAGUUUGGUUUGCUUCUCGUCUUUCCAUUCGAACGGGUUUACAUGAUGAUUUGGAAUUAGAAGAUUGGUUCUCUCAUUGGUGGAAAUUGGAAGAUCCUUCAAAUCCAUCUAAAUUCUCUAUUUUUGCUGUUUGUGCUGUUAUAAUGUGGUAUAUAUGGAAAGAUAGAUGCAAAUCAGUAAUGGAGCAUGCAUCUUUUGAUCCAUUGAUCCAUUGAAGGUGGUAAUUUCUGCUCAUGCUCAUAUUGAUACUGUGUUGCAAUAUUCAGACUUUACCUAUAAUGAAGAUGGAAGAAACACACUCUUUAAUUC